This is a messenger RNA of Magnolia sinica, 2311 nucleotides long. RefSeq lists its product as uncharacterized. NCBI's taxonomy places the organism in Eukaryota, Viridiplantae, Streptophyta, Magnoliopsida, Magnoliales, Magnoliaceae. The transcript has 3 exons. Gene Ontology annotation, molecular function: polyubiquitin modification-dependent protein binding. The record is from RefSeq and is a predicted model, not a curated record. Gene Ontology annotation, cellular component: VCP-NPL4-UFD1 AAA ATPase complex. The coding region runs from base 288 to 1991 and encodes 567 amino acids.
GGAUACAGAAUACCGUCUUCAAACCUAACAACCUUCUCCGAUAUUUCUGGCUCUCCCAAAUUCCAAUCGGGUGAGUUUCGUUAACCUCUCUUCCUUCUUCUAGAAUCCUCCAGAGAGAUCGAGAGAGAGAUCUUCCUUAAUUCUUCUAUAAUCCUCCAGAGAGAUCGAGAGAGAGAUCUUCCUUAAUUCUUCUAGAAUCCUCCAGAGAGAUCGAUAGAGAGAUAUAGAUAGAUAGAUAGAUAGUUAGAGAGAGAGAGAGAGAGAGAGAGAGAGAGAGAGAGAGAGGGAUGGAUUUCGAGCUGCGGUCCGCAAGGGAGAAGUUGGAGAGGGAGCAGAAGGAGAGGAAAGAGAGGGCUAGGAUCAAGCUCGAGAGAGAGAGGAAGGCCCGCACUGAGGCCGUCCGUCAGAGAGAAGCCAUAGAAGCAGCUCAGAGGACUCGAAGGCUCGAUGCCGACCGUGCGGAACUCCUGGCUAAUCAACAGAUGGAAGAAAGUCUACUUGUUGGAAACGGGGUCGCGUUUUACCGGAUUCUUGAGGCAGUGCCUUAUCAAGGCCAUGGGGAUAAAAUCAAAUUGCCUCCUUCCUGCUUCACCGAACUGUCUGACCAAGGAGCACUAGAUAAAGGCCCCAUGUACUUCCAAUUGUCAAAGAUACACCAUGAAGGUCCUUCAAAUGCAGAGGAAUCAGAACAAAACCAUGGAACAACUCAUUCUGGUGUUCUUGAAUUUACUGCCACCGAAGGUUCCGUUGAGCUUCCUCCCCAUGUUUGGAGCAAUUUGUUUCCAGCUGUCAGUCAGAAUGCCCCUCUAAUUGAGGUGAGGUAUGUUAGGUUGCCGAAAGGAACUUAUGCAAAACUACAACCAGAUGGGAUGGGUUUCUCAGACAUACCUAACCACAAGGCCGUCCUUGAAACAAGUCUUCGUCAGCAUGCAACUCUUUCUGAAGGUGACAUCAUCACUGUCAACCAUGGAGAGCUAAGCUAUCAGUUGCGGGUUCUUGAGCUAAAGCCAUCUUCCAGUGUUUCUGUCCUAGAAACAGAUAUUGAAGUCGAUAUAGUUGGGCCAGAUUCUACCUCAGAAAGGAGAAAUCAGCACGUGCUGAUCCCACUAGAGCUUGGAAAGGUGGAAUCAGGAAUUGUAGAGGAAGGAAAGUAUAGCUAUUACAAGUUUUCAAUUGACAAUGACGUCAGCCAAAAAAUAGGUUCUGGGCAUAUGAAUAUUGUGGUUAAGAUAGAGGUUGAAACAGAUGGUGGGGACACCGAUCUUUACGUGUCUAGGCAUCCUGUCAUAUUCCCAACACACCACCAGCAUGAAUGGUCUUCCCACGAUGUGGGUUCAAAGGUUUUGAUCCUUAGCCCUAAGGAUCAAAGCGCAAUUGCAGGAACAUACAGCAUUGCUGUCUUUGGAUUCAAGGGGUUGACGAAGUACCACAUCUCAGUGGUUUUUGAAGAUAAUAGCAGUCACAAGGUGGGAGAACAGGCUGUUUCUUCUUCAUCUUCAGCAGAUGUUGUAGAGUGUCGGAACUGUAGACACUACAUACCCAGCAGGACCAUUGCACUGCAUGAAGCAUACUGCAGCAGGCACAAUGUCAUCUGUCAACACAGCGGUUGUGGCGUUGUUCUUAGAAAGGAGGAAGUGGCGAACCAUGUACAUUGUGCUAAAUGUAAGCGAGCCUUCCAACAGGGCGAGAUUGAGAAACACAUGAAAGUAUUCCAUGAGCCACUUCAUUGUCCUUGUGGCAUCAUUCUCGAGAAGGAAGAAAUGGUACAACACCAGUCUUCUGUCUGCCCCUUGCGACUGAUAACUUGCCGAUUCUGUGGGGACAUGGUUCAAGCUGGUACUUCUCCAUCAGACACUCGGGAUAGGCUAAGAGGUCUUUCAGAGCAUGAGAGCAUCUGUGGAUCUAGAACGGCUCCAUGCGAUUCGUGUGGGCGUUCUGUCAUGCUGAAGGAGAUGGACAUUCACAGAGUUGCUGUCCAUCCAAAGAACUGAACCGGAACAUAACAUGUUGAUGUGGGUUCUGCAUUUUACGUAUGCAAAUGACAUUAGUGUUCCUGGAGCUCUCCAUGGUAUGUAAGCGCAUACAUCUGCACUCGUCAAAGAUCAACAUGAUUGGAGGAAUCCUGCAGUUUGUGCAUAUAUGUACUGGAGAGCCGAAUACUUGUAGUUGGAUAAUGACUGUAUCCAAGCUUUAUUUGCUUCUGUACAUUCAGUGUGUAAUUGUUUAAUUGAAAACUAUGUUUUUUAUUUUAUAUUAAAUCUUCAUUUGGAAAAGGAUUGUUGUUAAUAAACAAAGGAUACAAUUAUUUUCA